Molecule: messenger RNA, 1092 nt
Organism: Megalobrama amblycephala (Wuchang bream)
Lineage: Eukaryota; Metazoa; Chordata; Actinopteri; Cypriniformes; Xenocyprididae
Gene: hddc3
Product: HD domain containing 3
Exons: 5
Coding region: 153-695 (180 amino acids)
Molecular function (GO): guanosine-3',5'-bis(diphosphate) 3'-diphosphatase activity
Source: RefSeq, a predicted model, not a curated record
CUUUGAACAGAUAUGACUCAAUCGAACAAUUCUUUCACGAAUCGAAUUUCGUGACGCUUGUUUCAGUACGGACAUAGACCUGCGAACACAAUACAGCAGGAUUCAAUUCACUAACAUCGUAGAUAUAUAUAUAUAUAUAUAUAUAAUUAAUUAUGAGUUCAUCGUCGACUGCAGUGCUGCUGGAAACGAUCAACUUCGCAGCAGAGAAACAUCGUAAUCAGCGCCGUAAGGAUCCUGAUGCCACACCAUAUAUCAAUCACCCCAUAGGGGUGGCAAGGAUUUUAAGUCAUGAGGGUGGAAUCACAGAUACAGAAGUUUUACAAGCAGCAUUGCUUCAUGACACAGUAGAGGACACUGACACAACUAUUGAUGAGCUGGAGUCUGUGUUUGGACCAACAGUGGCCAGAAUCGUCCAGGAGGUGACAGAUGACAAGUCGCUGCCGAAAGAGGAAAGAAAACGCCUGCAAGUGGAGCAUGCGCCACAUUGCAGCCAUCAGGCCAAGCUUGUUAAACUAGCUGACAAGUUGUAUAAUUUACGGGACCUCAAUCGUUGCACUCCCACAGGUUGGACGGCAGAAAGGGUUCAAGAAUACUUUGUGUGGGCAUCUCGGGUGACAAAAGGGCUUCGUGGCACCAAUGCAGCACUCGAGGAGAAACUGCAGCAGCUGUUUUUGGAGAGAGGAGUGGAGUUCUGAUGUCACUGGUUAAAAUGAUGGGGCUUUUUUUUAUUUAACUGCUCAUCAUGGAAUUUUCUUGAACCUAAAGGGACAGUUCAGCCAAAAAUUACUAUUCUGUCAUCAUUUACCUGCCCUGAUGUUGCUCCAAACCUGUAUGACGUUCUUCUGUGGAACACAAAAGGAGAUGUUAGGAAGAAUGGCAUUUCCUUUUGUGUUCUGCUUAAUAAAUUCAUACAGAUUUAGAAUAACAUCAGGGUAGGUAAAGGAUGACUGAAUUUGAAUGUUUAAGGUAACUAUCCCUUUAAUAUAAAGAUAGUUAGAGAUUUUUUUUUUUUUUCAAUUAGAUAAUUUUAUUUAAUAAUGUGUAUAAUACAUGCACAAAUGUGAAAUUCCAUUAAAGUUUUGUUAAAUUUAA